Messenger RNA from Egretta garzetta (little egret), 1033 nucleotides. It is a transcript of the gene KCNJ13, whose product is annotated as potassium inwardly rectifying channel subfamily J member 13. The transcript has 2 exons. Lineage: Eukaryota; Metazoa; Chordata; Aves; Pelecaniformes; Ardeidae. Gene Ontology annotation, cellular component: plasma membrane. Gene Ontology annotation, molecular function: inward rectifier potassium channel activity. The record is from RefSeq and is a predicted model, not a curated record. Gene Ontology annotation, biological process: potassium ion import across plasma membrane; regulation of monoatomic ion transmembrane transport. Bases 1 to 960 code for a protein of 319 amino acids.
AUGAAUGGGGACCUGGAGCUGGACCAUGAUGCUCCACCUGACAACCAUACUAUAUGUGUCAAGUACAUCACCAGUUUUACAGCUGCUUUCUCCUUCUCAUUGGAGACGCAACUCACAAUUGGUUACGGCACUAUGUUCCCAAGCGGGGACUGUCCCAGUGCUAUUGCACUGCUUGCAAUACAGAUGGUCCUGGGGCUCAUGCUGGAAGCCUUCAUCACAGACCAUGUCCACCCAAGCCUGCUUCUGUUCCUUUGGAGUGUUUCACAGAGCUUGGAGGCUGCAGGGAACCAAUCCAGGUACAGUGCUCUUACUCAGUUUGUUCUUUUCCAUGAUGCAGGUGCUUUCGUGGCAAAGAUCGCCCGACCAAAGAAUCGGGCAUUCUCCAUCCGCUUCACCCACUCUGCCGUAGUGACACACACUGAGGGGAAGCCAUACCUUAUGUUCCAGGUGGCCAACACACGCUCCAGCCCACUGACUAGCGUCCAGAUUUCUGCUAUACUUUACCAAGAACAAGAGAAUGGGCAGCUGCACCAAACUAGUGUGGACUUCCACCUAGACAGCAUAACUGCGGAUCAGUGUCCUUUUUUCAUCUUUCCACUGACCUACUACCAUUCAAUCACUCCAUCCAGCCCCCUGGCUGCUCUCCUCCAAAGAGAAGCUGCUCACCAUUUUGAGCUGGUCGUCUUUCUGUCAGCCAUGCAGGAGGGCACAGGAGAAACGUGUCAAAGGAGAACAUCCUACCUCCCCUCAGAGAUCAUGCUGCACUAUCGCUUUGCCCCCGUGCUAGCCCGCAAUGCCAAAGGUGAAUAUCAGAUCAAGAUGGAGAAUUUUGACAAGAUUUUUCCUGAGCUCCCAGCCGCGGCUGACUCAAAGAGUCCAAAAAGGACUGACAAGGAGAUCCGCAUCAAUGGACAGCACAGUGACAGCUUCCAGCUCUCUGAGACUGGCCUCACAGAAUAAAGAGGACAGACUUUGAACUUUGUGCUUUUUUAAUUAUUGUUACAUCAAACUUUCAGGUUCCAUUUACAACCUU